AUCUUGUACCAGAAGAUACUUUCCAUAUAUGGCAAUGUAGCUCUGCCAACUAGCCCAAGUAUUAUAUAUAGUAUAUAGUUUAUAGUUUUGGGUACAGAUGUUUCUAACCGGUGUCUGUGGUUAUCAUAUUUUUCACAGAGGGAGACAGUGAAUGGAAUACUCUGAGCUCUCUGUAAGCAGUAAUCUCCACACGCUCCUGCUGCCUCACAGCUCCCUGCACUGCCAAAGCACAUCUCUCUCUCCCCUCGGCUCCACUCUCUCCCCAGUGAGGAUGACAUCCCCGAAUUUGAUGAACCAGCGAAGCUCUGAUUCUGGCUGGUGGCUUCCGAGGGAGACCCCUCAUGAACGGGCUUUUUGGACGAGGUGGUGCUGCGUCUAAGGAGCUUCAUCAGCUGUAUCAAUCUUUCAAUUUGCGACUACAUCCAUCAACUCUUCGAAUCAGACCAUCUUCAUUGAAAAAACUACAUUAAACUCAUAACAGCCAGAACUGCCGGACACAUGUCACAGGUUGAGCAGGAAAUCUCACACGUCCAGAGGAAGAUGUCUGACCUCGAGUCAGUGCUGCAGCAGAAGGAUAUAGAGUUGAAGGCCUCAGAGACCCAGAGGACAAUCCUGGAACAGGACUUGGCAACCUACGUCACAGAAUGUAGUAGUCUAAAGCGCAGCUUGGAGCAGGCUCGAAUGGAGGUGUCACAGGAGGACGAUAAGGCCCUUCAGCUCCUCCAUGACAUCAGGGAACAAAGCAACAAGCUACAAGAGAUCAAAGAACAGGAAUAUCAUGCUCAGUUGGAAGAGAUGCGAGUUUCCAUCCGACAGCUGGAGGAGGAUCUGUCUGCUGCUCGUCGCCGGAGUGACCUGUAUGAGUCUGAGCUUAAAGAGUCUCGUCAGACCAGCGAGGAGCUGAAGAGGAAGGCUGCAGACUACCAGCACAGGAUACAGAAGGCCAAAGAGCAAGGCAAAGCAGAGGCAGAUGACGUGAUGAUCAAGAUGGAGAAGGCCAACUCUGAGCAGCAGAUAAGGAUCCAAGAUCUUCAAGAGAAGCUUGCCAAGUCAUUAAAGGCCAGUGCUGAUGCCACAGACCUCCUUCAAACCAUGAAAAUGGCCAAAGAGCGCUUGGAACGAGACUUUGAGAGGCUUCAGCACAAGGAGGACUCCAGUGACAGCCUGCGUAGACGCCUUCGUGAGACUGAGGAUGGUAGGAAGACUCUGGAGAACCAGGUGAAAAGGCUUGAGAUUGUCGAGCGCCGGGAGACUAAACUGAAGGAUGAGAUCCAGAGCAAAGGGCAGCAGAUUCAGCAGAUGUCAGAAAAGAUCCUGGAGCUGGAGGAGAAUCUGAGAGAGACUCACUCGACAGCCCAGCGGUUGGAGACUCAUCUGAAACAGAAAGAGAAGCUCUAUGAAGAUAAGAUAAAGGUAUUGGAGGCCCAGAUGAAGGCGGACAUGGCUGAUAAGGAGAUGCUGGAGUCCAGUCAGUGCAAGUAUGAGGAGGAGGUGCAGGAGAAGUGCGGCAUCAUCAGUGAACAGAAGGCGACAAUAAACGCUAUGGACUCCAAGAUGAACAGCCUGGAGCAGAGAAUUUCUGAGCUGUCUGAGGCCAACAAACUGGCAGCCAACAGCAGCAUCUACACCCAAAAAAACAUGAAAGCCCAAGAGGAGAUGAUCUCAGAGCUUCGCCAGCAGAAGUUCUACUUGGAGUCUCAGGCUGGGAAGCUGGAGGCCCAGAAUGCCAAACUAGAGGAGCAUCUAGAGAAAAUGAGUCAGCAGGAGCAGAGCAGUAAGGGCCGUGUGGGAGAGCUGGAAACAAAGCUCCGAGAGAUUGGGCUGGAGCAUGAGGAGCAAAAGCUGGAGAUCAAGCGUCAAGUGACAGAGCUGACCCUCUCACUGCAGGAGCGCGAAUCACAGAUCAGCAACCUGCAGGCAGCUCGCCAUGCUCUGGAGGGCCAACUACAGCAGGCGAAGUCUGAGCUUGAGGACACCACUGCCGAGGCUGAGGAGGAGAUCACUGUCCUCAGAGCACACAGAGAUGAAAUCCAACGCAAGUAUGAUGCCUUGAGAGACAGCUGCGCGGUGAUCACAGAUCUCGAGGAGCAGCUGACCGCGCUGACUCAGGAGAAUGCCGAGCUGAACCGUCAGAACUUCUACCUGUCCAAGCAGCUUGAUGAAGCCUCAGACGAGAGAGAGGACCGGCUGCAGCUCAGUCAGGAUGUAGACCGGCUGCGUCGGGAGGUGGCAGACCGUGAAAUGCACCUGAACAACCAGAAACAGAACCUGGAGACGCUGAAGACAACAUGUACAAUGCUGGAGGAGCAGGUUUUGGAGCUGGAGACCCUUAAUGAUGAGUUACUGGAGAAGGAAAGACAGUGGGAGGCCUGGAGGGCAACACUAGAGGAGGAGAAGAACCAGGCUGAGAGGAGGACCAGGGAUAUACAGAGACUACUGGACACAGAGAAACAAAACAGACUACGUUCAGAGCAGCGAUGCUCAGAGUCUCGCCAGGCCGUGGAACUAGCAGUCAAGGAGCACAAAGCUGAGAUCCUUGCUCUGCAGCAGGCUCUCAAAGACCAGAAACUCAAAGCUGAGAGCCUUGCUGAUACUCUGAAUGAUCUGGAGAAGAAGCAUGCCAUGCUGGAGAUGAACGCCCGCAGUUUGCAGCAAAAAUUGGAGAGCGAGAGGGAUCUGAAGCAGAGGCUGCUAGAAGAGCAAGAGAAGCUGCAGCAGCAAAUGGACGCACAGAAGACACACAUCUUCCGCCUGACACAGGGACUGCAGGAUGCUCUUGAUCAGACCGACCUGCUGAAGACUGAGAGGACUGACCUGGAGUACCAGCUGGAGAACAUCCAGGCUGUGUACUCUCAUGAGAAGGUGAAAAUGGAGGGGACCAUCACCCAGCAGACCAAGCUCAUAGAUUUCCUUCAGGCGCAGGCCCAUGGUGGCUCCAAGAAGAAAAAGGGUCUGUUUGGGCGACGCCGAGAGGAUCUCCUGGCUGCCAUGGCCGCUCAGGCCCAGGCUCAAGGUCAGAGCCAGAGCCCGGUUUCUCCUGUGCCCCCCAUCCAGCCGGUGCCUCUGCAGUAUAGUGACAUGAAGGUAGCUCUGGAUAAAGAGCGCUCACGCAGCUCUGAGCUGGAAGAAGCUCUCCAGAAAAUGAGAGUGGAGCUGCGAUCUUUGAGAGAGGAAGCGCUCCAGUAUAAGGAUCAUGGUAACUCUACCAACCCAGCUGCAGCACGAAAGCAGAUGGUCAUGUCUGCCAUGGUCAAGUCUCCUGAGCACCAGCAGGGCCCGACCAGUCUGGCACCCUCCAACUCUGGACGCAGGAAGGAGACUGCAACACCUGAGGAGAGAAGGAGGGUCACUUUUGAAAAGUAUAGCCGUCGUUUGAAGGACAGUCAGAGAGACAGAGAGAGGGAGAGAGAGAGGGUGGUGCACCACAACACUGCUCACCGCUUCACAGUGGGACUCAACAUGAGAGCUGCCAAGUGUACUGUGUGCCUGGAUACUGUGCACUUUGGUCGCCAAGCUGCUACCUGUCUCGAAUGUCACGCUUUGUGCCACCCAAAAUGCUCCCCCUGCCUUCCAGCCACGUGUGGCAUGUCCAGCGACUGCUCCCUGCAUCUGUCUGACGGCCUGUGUCGGGACAAAGGCAGCUCCCCAGCACAGCAGCUCAAAGAGGCCGGUGGCCACAUGCAUCUGGAGGGCUGGAUGAAACAGCCCAGGAAUGGGAAGCGAGGUCAGGGCUGGGAAAGGAAAUAUGUGGUUCUGGAUGGGACUAAAGUGUCCAUCUACGAGAUCGAGCCCAGAGAAGACUCGGUGAAGCCACUGGAGGAGUUUGACCUGUGUUUGUCAGAUGGAGAGGUGGUUGUUCAUGGAGCUGUGGGGGCCUCUGAGCUACCCAACACUGCCAAGUCAGAUGUUCCCUACGUCCUAAAGCUGGAGUCCCGUUGUCACACCCCCUGCUGGCCUGGACAGGGGAUCUACUUCAUGGCUCCCAGCUUCCCAGACAAACAGCGCUGGGUGGCCGUCAUGGAGUCCGUGGUUGCUGCGGGGCGAGCCUCACGGGAGAAAGCCGAGGCUGACGCAGCUGCUGUGUCCAAAAGACAAAUGGUUCUGUCUCCUCUGGUUCAGAAGCUGCUGGGAAACUCUCUUCUGAAACUGGAGGGAGAUGACAGGCUGGAUAUCAACUGCACCCUCCCGCUCACAGAUCAGAUAGUGCUGGUCGGUUCUGAGGAGGGUCUCUACGCCCUUAACGUCAUCAAGAACUCUCUCACCCACAUCCCCGGCCUGGGCUCAGUCUUUCAGAUCCAUAUCAUCAAAGAGCAGGAGAAGCUGCUGAUGAUUGUUGGGGAUGAAAGGGCGUUGUGUCUGGUUGAGAUUAAAAGAGUGAAACAGUCUCUCGCUCAGUCUCAUCUACCCAGCCAGUCUGAACUGGCCCCGUACAUCUUUGAGACCGUGAAAGGCUGCCAUCUGUUCUCUGCUGGAAGAGUGGAUAACGGGCCGUGUAUAUGUGCUGCAAUGCCCAACAAGAUAACCAUUCUGCGUUACAACGAUAAUCUCAACAAAUACUGCAUCCGUAAGGAGAUUGAGACUCCGGAGCCCUGCAGCUGCGUCCACCUGACCAGCUACAGCAUCAUCAUCGGCACCAACACGUUCUACGAGAUCGAGAUGAAGCAGUUUGUGCUCGAGGAGUUCUUGGACAAGAACGACAUGUCCCUGGCUUCGGCGGUGUUUGCAGCCUCGUCCCACAGUUUCCCCAUCGCCAUCAUGCAGGUGGCCAGCAGCUUGCAGAAGGAGGAGUAUCUGCUGUGCUUUCAUGAGUUUGGAGUGUUUGUGGACAUGUAUGGACGGAGGAGCCGCACAGACGACAUCAAGUGGAGCCGUCUGCCUCUCUCCUUUGCCUACAGGGAGCCCUACCUGUUUGUCACCUACUUCAACUCCCUGGAUGUGAUUGAGGUUCAGGGUCAUGCUUCUCUCUGUCCUACAGUGCUGGCCCACCUGGACAUCCCCAACCCUCGCUACCUGGGCCCAGCCAUCUCCUCAGGAGCCAUCUACUUGGCCUCCUCAUAUCAGAACAAACUGCGGGUCAUCUGCUGUAAGGGGAGUCUGAUUAGAGAGUCUGGAGAGCUGCAGAGGACCGGCUCCAGCAGAGGUAGUCCAAGUAAGCGAGGUCCGCCCACAUACACAGAGCACAUUACCAAGCGUUUGACCUCGGGCCCCGGCAGCCAUGACGGCCUGCACCGGGAGCCAAGCACUCCACAUCGUUACCGUGAGGGCCGCACCGAGUUCAGACGGGACAAGUCACCUGCCCGACCCCUGGACAGGGAGAAGUCACCGGGCAGGGUGCUAGACAGCCGCAGGGAGAGGUCUCCUGGGAGAUUUGGGGACAGCUCCAGACUUCACGCUGGAUCUGUCCGAACGCAACUUGCCCCUGUUAACAAGGUGUGGGAUCAGUCUUCGGUUUGAGUCCAGGUCCAGGCCGCUCCUGAUUGGAGGUUGAAGAGAACCUUUGAGAAUUCCUUGAUCCACUCUGAGUGCAAGCACACACACAUGCACACGCACACACACACACACAUCCCGAGUCCGUCAGCCCCAUUGCCUGUAUAUAAUCCAGUCUCACAGUAGUUCCUCGUUCAUAAACCUGCACUGGGAGACGUCUCCUGUGACAAUCCACUUCUCUGACUUGUGCUUUCAUGGGAGCGAUCCCACAGUAGAUAUGGUGGCAGGGAACCUUUGCUGAUCAACAGAUCAAUAGAGUCUACUUUAUAAGAUAUAAAAGAGAUGUAUAUAUUGCUGUCUGAGUUUUUAUAGAUAAAGGGAAUAGUCGGCUGGUGGAGCCAUGUCUAUUUUUUUAAAAAUGAGUUUCUAAAGAAGUUGCAGGGAGAUUCUUGAUGGCGUUGGUUAAAGAAAAAUAAUAUCAACACUUCACUCGAAUCUGAUCUAAUCAUAGGAGGUUUCUUCUCUGUGCAGAGGAUCAAACAGACUCUUAAAUAUGAUGAGGAAAGAGGUCUGAGACGGCAACACUUUGCACAUGAGAUUGGACUUGAACAGGAGUUAAAAACACGACCUUGUUAUACAACCAGUCUUCUUUCUUUGGAUCAAAUCUGUGGUCCUCUUGACUUUAAAGCCUUUGAUAAAUAACUGCAUUUGAUUGCUUUCUUGACAGUUGUCGUCUGGACAUAGUUUGUAAAACAAUUAAGCAAUGUUUAGCUCCGAGUGUUCCUUGUGUUGUUUUAAGCAAACUAAAGAUCAAGAAACACGCAGCUCUGCUUCUGAUGCUGGACGUUGUGCGGUCAGGCUGGCUGACUCUGCUUCAGCUUGCUCUUAGUCCGCUGCCACUGCUGCUGCUGCUGCUGCUGCUAAUUAUGGUACAGGUGUCCCGUUCCCGUGCAGUGAUUAUGAAGUCUAGUAGCCGUCAGGGGUUGUUAUUUUCUAAUAUUGUUUCUGUAGAGCCAGUAAGACCACCACCAUUCGUCACAGCAACGAGCAUGACUAACUUAGAGCAGCACUUGUCACUUCUGGAUCUUGAUUCUCUCUAUUGGUUGUUCUUUUCUGUCAUGUAUUCACUUGAAUUUGCAUUCAAUAAGUAGACAUUGAUGUAAGACAGUGGUUUAAGAUUUUCUUGAUUUUCAGGGCUGUAUCACAGUCCAUGCAUUAAACAUGAUUAACGUGUC
This is a messenger RNA of Notolabrus celidotus (New Zealand spotty), 6662 nucleotides long. RefSeq names its product citron Rho-interacting kinase. The transcript is spliced from 42 exons. Gene Ontology annotation, biological process: actomyosin structure organization; peptidyl-threonine phosphorylation. Gene Ontology annotation, molecular function: protein serine/threonine kinase activity. Gene Ontology annotation, cellular component: cytoskeleton; cytoplasm. NCBI's taxonomy places the organism in Eukaryota, Metazoa, Chordata, Actinopteri, Labriformes, Labridae. The record is from RefSeq and is a predicted model, not a curated record. Bases 499 to 5454 code for a protein of 1651 amino acids.